Xenia sp. Carnegie-2017 is the source of this 3770-nucleotide messenger RNA. RefSeq names its product valine--tRNA ligase-like. NCBI's taxonomy places the organism in Eukaryota, Metazoa, Cnidaria, Anthozoa, Malacalcyonacea, Xeniidae. Gene Ontology annotation, cellular component: cytosol. The record is from RefSeq and is a predicted model, not a curated record. Gene Ontology annotation, biological process: valyl-tRNA aminoacylation. Gene Ontology annotation, molecular function: aminoacyl-tRNA deacylase activity; ATP binding; valine-tRNA ligase activity.
CACGGGUCCUAUCAAUCUCGCCCUUUCAAGAGGCAUUUCUUCUUCUAUGAAUUCACAUUGGUUUACAUUUGUGUUUUGAGCUGGUGGCGUGAUUAAAAAAGUGCAUGGUGGUCGUAUGGUAAUUCGCCUGCUUAGCACUUGGUAAAAAUUCGCCCGCGAUAUCAAACAGCGGUCAACUCCAUGAAACAUAUUCUCAUGCAAUCGUGUCAUUUUUGGUGCAAUUUUGUUGAUUUUUCCCUCAAGAAGUGUCAGAAAGUCUUUCAAGUUGUUGCUGGUAGGAAAGUAGAGCAUUUUAGGAUUAUUUCAAGAGGUAUCAUUUGUUCCCGUAUGGAAAAUAACACGCAAAAUAAUGACAACAUGAAGACUGAAGGUCAAAGUGAGGUCGUCAAAACUGCCAGUCAGAUAAAGAAGGAAAAGAAGAGGGAAGAGAAACUGAAAAAAUAUGAAGAAAAGAAAAGAGCCCAAGAAGCCCAAAAGAAGAUGCAAGGCGAGCAGAAGAAGAAGGAUAAGAUGAAGAAGUCUUAUAUUUAUGAAAAAAAUACUCCUCCAGGAGAUAAGAAAGAUGUUUCAGGCGAUAUGCCUGAUAGCUAUUGCCCACGAUAUGUUGAAGCAGCUUGGUAUCCUUGGUGGGAAAAACAAGGAUUUUUCAAACCAGAAUACAAUAUGGAUAUGAAUAACGAAAAUCCCAAUGGAAAUUUUACAAUUGUAAUUCCUCCUCCAAAUGUUACAGGAUCAUUGCAUGUUGGUCAUGCUUUAACUAAUGCUGUGGAAGACUGUCUAACACGAUGGCACCGACAACGAGGACAGACUGCACUCUGGGUACCUGGCUGUGAUCAUGCUGGUAUUGCAACUCAAGUGGUUGUUGAGAAGAAACUAAAAGAGAAAAAUCUUACCAGACAUGAUUUGGGAAGAGAAAAUUUUGUGAAUGAGAUUUGGAAGUGGAAAAAUGAAAAAGGUCACAGAAUUUAUGAUCAAUUAAAGCGUAUGGGUGUUUCAACUGACUGGGACAGAGAAAGCUUUACAAUGAACGAGAAAUUAUCUCGAGCUGUUGUUGAAGCAUUUGUUAGAUUGCAUGAGGAAGGUCUUAUAUACCGUAGCAAGCGAUUAGUGAACUGGUCUUGUACAUUAAACUCUGCUAUAUCAGAUAUCGAGGUUGACAAGAAAGAAAUCUCUGGUCGAACUUUGCUUCCUGUACCAGGAUAUAAAGACAAAGUUGAGUUUGGAGUUCUGGUUCUUUUUGCUUAUCCUUUAGAUGAUUGUGAUGAUAAGGUUGUUGUAGCAACCACCAGAGUGGAGACAAUGCUUGGUGAUACUGGUAUUGCAGUCCAUCCAGAUGAUCCUAAAUAUAAGCAUCUUCAUGGAAAGUUUGCCAAACACCCAUUUUGUAAUCGAAAACUUCAAAUUAUCUGUGAUAGUGCUGUUGAUCCUGAAUAUGGAACAGGUGCUGUCAAGAUCACUCCUGCGCAUGAUCAUAAUGACUACGAAGUUGGUCUUCGUCAUAAUCUGAAAUUUAUAUCGAUGAUGGAUGAUGAUGGAAAUGUGUGUGAUGUGGGAGAUUUUAAUGAUGAUUGCAAACGAUACAUUGGUGUGAAACGUUUCAUUGCGAGGAAGGUUAUCAUAGAAGAUUUAAAAGCUAAAGGAUUGUACAUCAGAACGGACGAAAAUCCAAUGGUAAUUCCCGUAUGUAGUCGUUCUAAAGAUAUCGUUGAACCAUUGAUAAAACCGCAAUGGUACGUGAAUUGUCAAGAUAUGGCAGCAGAUGCUGUAAAGGUCGUGCGUGAUGGUGAACUUAAAAUAAUCCCAUCAAUGCACGAAAAAACUUGGUUCAAAUGGAUGGAAAAUUGUAGAGAUUGGUGUAUAUCUCGUCAAUUGUGGUGGGGACACAGAAUUCCUGCUUAUUAUGUUAUUAUUGAAGGCGCGCAUGUUCCACUGGACUCUGAUUUGAGUGAUAAAUAUUGGGUCAGUGGUGCAAACGAAGAUAUUGCCAAGAAAAAAGCUGCAAAACGCUUUGACGUUUCUGAAGAUAAAAUAUCACUUCGACAAGAUGAUGACGUAUUGGACACGUGGUUUUCUUCAGCUCUCUUUCCGUUUUCUGUGUUCGGUUGGCCUGAUGAUACCAGUGAUAUGAAAGCAUUUUACCCGACGUCCUUACUGGAGACUGGACACGACAUCCUCUUUUUCUGGGUAGCUCGUAUGGUCAUGAUGGGUCGAAAGCUAACUGGAAAGCUACCGUUUACUGAGGUGUUUUUACAUGCAAUGGUACGCGAUGCACACGGUCGUAAAAUGAGUAAGUCACUUGGAAAUGUUGUCGAUCCUGUUGACAUUAUUCAGGGAAUUUCAUUGGAGAACUUACAUAAAACAUUAGAAAGUGGCAAUCUUGACGAGAAAGAAAUCAACAAAGCUAAAGAAGGACAAAAACAAGAUUAUCCCAACGGAAUUCCUGAAUGUGGAACUGAUGCAUUAAGAUUUGCUCUUUGUGCGUACACUGCCCAAGGUCGGGACAUCAAUUUAGACGUUUUACGAGUACAAGGAUAUCGACAUUUCGGAAAUAAACUCUGGAACGCGACAAAGUUUGCCCUGAAUGCAAUUGGCCCGGAUUUUAUUCCCGAUAAAGAGUUGAAGCUUCGUGGCAAUGAAAGUCUUCUUGAUUUAUGGAUCCUAAGUCGAUUGUCCUCUGCUGAAGCUGCUUCGAAUAGUGCUUUCAAGCAAUACGACUUUCCAUCCAGCACAACUGCUAUUUAUAACUUCUGGCUUUAUGAGCUUUGUGACAUUUAUCUCGAAUACCUGAAGCCCGUGAUGCAGGGCAGCAAUCAAGAGGAGAUAAAAACAGCAAGGAAUGUUUUGUAUACAUGUUUAGAGCAGGGAUUACUCCUUCUCAGUCCUUACAUGCCUUUCAUUACCGAGGAACUUUAUCAGAGAUUACCACGGCGAUCAGCGGAUUCACCUCCAAGUAUUUGUGUGACUUCUUACCCUAAUGAGCUUCCCUGGCGAGAUCAGACUUUGGAAGAAAAAGUUGAUGCUGCCAUGGGAAUUGUUCGAAUUAUUCGAUCAAUACGUCAGGAAUACAUGCUCAACAAGACGAAGGCAGAUGUGUACUUGAAAUUUACUAAGACAACGGACUGUGAACUUGUGCAGCCCCUCACUAACUUCAUCUCCACCCUUAGCUCAUCGAACGAGAUUCAUUUCUUAGCGAAUGGUGACGUUCCCACUGGUUGCGCAUUUGGCAUGUAUUUAGAUAAAUGCGAAAUUUAUGUCAUGUUGAAGGGUUUGGUGGAUCUUAAAAAAGAAAUUGGAAAGUUAGAAAAAAAAGAAGAGAGUCUUAACAAUCAGCUUGAAAAACUUCUUAAUUCAAUAAAAAUCGACGAUUACAAAACCAAGGUACCAGAAAAUGUUCAAAAACAGAAUUCGGAAAAGGUUGCUCAAUUAAAUACAGAAUUAGAAAAUGUGAGGAAGAUGUUGAAUAAUUUAAAAACUUCUUGAAGAUGCACAGUAAAUUGAAGACUUCUAAAAUAUGGCACCAUAAAGCUAGCCAUAUUGGUGACGAAAGAAGAUGUGUGAUUUCAAUUGAUCGUCAUCAUCAUUUUAUUUAACUUCUAUCACCAUAUGCGUCUUGCGUUUGAAAUUUGGCGUGCAUGAACUAAACUCUGAAGAUGUGAUUUGAAUUUCUUACUAAAUUUAUGACACGAUGAUGUAAUUAUGUUGUUAUGGUUAAAUCAUUAUGAUUCCAUUGAAAUAUCUUCGUUUGGAAUAAAUUUUGUUGAGGCAAUUUA